Messenger RNA from Punica granatum (pomegranate), 1200 nucleotides. The record is from RefSeq and is a predicted model, not a curated record. Lineage: Eukaryota; Viridiplantae; Streptophyta; Magnoliopsida; Myrtales; Lythraceae.
CUUCUCCUUCUCUCUCCGAGGAAACCCUACCCUUCCUCCUUCCUCUCUCCUUUCUCCAGUCCGUUCCUCUUGCUCGCCCAAGGGUUUUCAGUCCUCUACCAAUCCUUCCGCCAUGUCGAGUGCCUUAGAUAUGUCUCUCGACGACCUCAUUAAGAACAACAAGAAGUCCGGAUCUGGCAACCCCAGGGCUCGUGGACGCGGCUCCGGUGGACCCGGUCCGGCCCGCCGCCCCCAGAACCGCGCUGCCAAUCGCGCGGCUCCCUAUGCCCCCGCGAAGGCGCCGGAGACGACGUGGCAGCACGAUAUGUACUCGGAGUCGAGCUUGGGGAUGGGCUUUACGGCACAAGCUGGUCGGGCCUCCGCCAUAGAGACAGGGACGAAGCUUUACAUAUCUAAUUUGGAUUAUGGUGUCUCGAAUGAUGACGUAAAGGAACUAUUUGCAGAGGUGGGCGACAUCAAGCGAUACUCGAUCCACUAUGAUAGGAGCGGGAGAUCAAAGGGAACAGCAGAAGUAGUCUUCUCACGGCGGAUUGAUGCAGUAGCAGCUGUAAAGAGAUACAACAAUGUUCAGCUCGAUGGGAAGCCAAUGAAGAUAGAGAUUGUUGGAACGAACAUCGCGACUCCCGCUGCUCCUCCGCUCCCUCCUGCUCCUGUGAACGGCGCAUUUGGAGCUUCAAAUGGAAUUCUGAGAGGUGGACAAGGCAGGGGUGGAGGUGCCAUUGGACGCCUGCGUGGUGCUGGAGGUGGCGGUCGUGGCAGAAGACCCGGAAGGGGUGGUGGACGAGGAAGAGGACGUGGUGAGAAAGUAUCUGCAGAGGAUCUGGAUGCUGAUCUGGAGAAGUAUCAUUCCGAAGCGAUGCAAACAAACUGAGUGGUUCUAUAAUUAUGCGUUUGGUGUGUUUUUGCAUCUUUAGUGGCCAAUGUGUUGGAUUAUAUCAUCAUCCUGACUUUUCUGUGUCUGCUGGAAUCCUAUGCUACCUGGAGUUUAGGUGAAAAACCUGGAUUACUAUCGAACCUUAGUUUGUGAGACUAUCAGUUUUUUUCUGAUUGUACCUUGAAUUGGAUAUAAGUUAUGGGGUCAAAAGGAUUUCUGUCGGUAGGUCCUAUGCUAUUCAGAUCUUCGGCAUAUGGUACAUUCAAUGGUUCUUAUCUCUACUCCAAUUCUACACAUGGCCAUACAAUUGGAGAUGGUUCCUCUUA